GUGUUUGAAACACAUCUGGCAAACGCUGGGCAGAUGCUGGUCAUCUUGGAUGACUACCUUCAGCCACAUUACUUUACAAGAGCUUGGUGUCUCUUUGAGACUUAUGUUUGCAUAGAACAAGGGUUUCCCAGAAGCAUACUGCUGCCUGGCCGGCAAAUGGCAGCCUUCUCCAGUAUGAUGGAGACAAGGGGCGCGGCUCCCCUGCGCCAGAGGAUCCACAACAUAGACCUAAGCCAAGCACAGGCUUCAGUUGAGGCAGAUGAAAUACGAAUCAAAUCCUUGGUGCAAAGCGGAUGUGGCUUCGACGUCGUGAACCAUGUGGUCCAGGAGGAGCUUCUUGCGUGGAGUGAGCGGGCUUUCUCAGACUACUUGCGAAGCAGAUGA
This is a messenger RNA of Symbiodinium pilosum, 384 nucleotides long. NCBI's taxonomy places the organism in Eukaryota, Dinophyceae, Suessiales, Symbiodiniaceae. The record is from the annotation of a GenBank genome assembly.